CUUGCUUCUCCCAUUUCCGUGUUGUUACUUUGAAUCACCAGCCGGUGGUACUGUCUCAGCUGCUCGCCCCAGAGGGGGUGGAGCCGGGGAGCCUGCCUCAGGGCACACGGGAGGAGACCCACGUCCAGCAGGACGUCACCAUGGCAGCAGAGGUGGCAGCGAUCCCAGCAGAUCCUGUCUGCAGGGGUUUCAAGGCCUCAAGUCAUGGAUCGCCUCAGGCACGGGUGGCGCAAUGCACUAUGGCCGCUAUGGAGACUGCGGCUGCAGUGGCUGUCCAGACCGCUGCGAUUCCCCAGUGGUGGCGACGGCGAGCUCUGUAUGAAGAGCAGGCUGCCGAUGGUUGGGUCCACAGCCCCCCGGGCUGCCGAUGGUUGGGUCCAAAGCCCCCGGGGGGAGAGCCAGAGACCCUCUGUCUUCUCCUUUUCAGAGGGUUUCAUAGACCAGGUGCAGUGCUUCUUUGUAGUGUACAAGGACUAGCAGUUAAUAUUGACCCAAUCUUAUAUACAUGGCUCGUCUACCAGCCUCAAAAGCGAACAAGUAGGCAUAUGCAACAGCCGCCCGUGGUAACUGUACCUCUUGUUAUGCCAAUUAAUAGAAGGAAAGAGGAUGAGGUGUCCACUGGAAGUGCACCUUUGGCAAAGCAGCAAUCUUAUCAGGCCUCUGAAUACGCCAGCAGCCCUAUAAAAACAAAAACAAUAACAGAAUCCCGACCGUUGUCAGUUCCUGUGAAAGCCAUGUUGAAUAUAUAUGAAAGCUGCAGAAGCCCUGAAGAAAGAAUGAAAGAGUUUAUUGGAAUAGUAUGGAAUGCAGUGAAGCAUCUCACACUACAGCUUGAGUUACAAUCUUGUUGUGUGUUCAUUCCAAAUGAUAGUCUGCCUUCCCCAAGUACAAUUGUAUCUGGUGACAUUCCUGGAACAGUAAGAAGUUGGUACCAUGGGCAAACCAGCAUGCCAGGAACACUUGUUCUCUGUUUACCUCAAAUAAAGAUUAUUAGUGCUGGUCACAAGUAUAUGGAACCUCUGCAGGAUAUUCCAUUUGUCAUCCCACGACCCAUCCUUGAAGAAGGUGAUGCUUUUCCUUGGACUAUCAGCUUGCAUCAUUUCAGCAUAUAUACCCUUCUUGGAAAACAAGUGACACUUUGCCUAGUGGAACCUAUGGGUUGUACUUCUACUCUAGCUGUCACAUCUCAAAAAUUACUUGCUGCAGGCCCGGAUACACGACAUUCAUUUGUUGUCUGUCUCCAUGUUGACCUUGACUCACUAGCGAUAAAAUGCUCUAAUCCCCAGGUUCAGCUCUUCUAUGAGUUAACUGAUACCAUGAAUAAUGUCUGGAAUAAGAUUCAAAAGAAAGGCAGUUUCAAUCCAUCUUCAGCCUAUCCAGAGUCUAUGACAGGGCCUGUCCCUUCUUCUCCAGUUAGAAGCAGUAUAGGCACAGCUCCUCCAGAUACGAGCACAUGCAGCCCAUCUGCUGAUGUUGGAACUACUACUGAG
This is a messenger RNA of Carlito syrichta (Philippine tarsier), 1490 nucleotides long. Its product is annotated as vacuolar protein sorting-associated protein 13B-like. The annotation marks the transcript as partial. The transcript has 7 exons. The record is from RefSeq and is a predicted model, not a curated record. Lineage: Eukaryota; Metazoa; Chordata; Mammalia; Primates; Tarsiidae.